Messenger RNA from Oikopleura dioica, 567 nucleotides. Lineage: Eukaryota; Metazoa; Chordata; Appendicularia; Copelata; Oikopleuridae. The record is from the annotation of a GenBank genome assembly.
AUGGAAACAAGGAAUGGGGUACCGAAGAACAGCAUCCCGUGUUACGACGGCGGCUUCUUUACCUCAAGAACAGAGCUCACGCUUAAAAAUAUUAGCAGAGAUAAGAAAGUCGCUUACUCGUUCAAAGGUCGAGGGAAUGAAACUGGGAUUACCCUCAAAGGCCAGAAAAAGGGCUUCAUGAUGCCUGGAGAACAUCAAAGUCUUCAAGUUGUUAUGCAAAACAAACCUCAGGGAUCUAAUAACCUAUGCAUUUUCUGGGAAGUUCAUGAAUUUGAAUCCACUAUCCAGUUUGAGAAUUGUUUACAAAAAAAGUGCGAAAGUUUCUUCAACCGCGUUCGAAUAGUGCCACCAGAAAAACCCAGUCAAGCCAUCGAAGAGAUGGACAGCUCAAUUGCCUCUCUAAAUAGUUCAUUCACAACAAUUUCUUCGCAGCGAGAAGUGGACCUGCGCGAUCUCAGCGCCCGCUUUGAUCAGAUGCAGCGCCAGAUACGACUGGUGAUCAUUUUCUCUGUUAUCCUUCUUGUCUUGGCGCUGUAUCUGGCCUUCGAAAUCCAAAGGCUCAACUAA